Messenger RNA from Trichosurus vulpecula (common brushtail), 4360 nucleotides. RefSeq names its product CXXC finger protein 5 (gene CXXC5). The record is from RefSeq and is a predicted model, not a curated record. Bases 2551 to 3417 code for a protein of 288 amino acids. Gene Ontology annotation, cellular component: nucleus. The transcript has 3 exons. Lineage: Eukaryota; Metazoa; Chordata; Mammalia; Diprotodontia; Phalangeridae. Gene Ontology annotation, molecular function: zinc ion binding; methyl-CpG binding.
UUUUCUUUGGGUUUCCCAGUACCGUGUACCCUCCUUCCUUUCAGGAGGGCUCUGACGGUGCUGGGGUAGGGACCAUUUCUAAACUGCCCCCUAGUCCUGUUGUUCAGCCCUCAAUGUUGGCCUGGCAUGCCUUUGGGGGCGAAGGGACCCCUUUAUUCUUGUGGUCUUGGCUAGUAAGUAGGUAAUUCAUUUUGACUGCAUGUCAGUGAAAUGAAGGCCCUAUGUUGACAUGGUUGCUCUGGUUCUAGCAGAGGGUUUGUGGGGAGAGAUGUUGGUCGUAGAGUCCUUGGAUCUAGAGAUGACCUUGAGAUAAUUGAGACCAUUCCUCUCUCCCUUGGUAGACUUGCCAGCCGCCAAACACAUGCAUUUCCAUGUAUCUCCCUGUCUUUCCGAGCAUCUUUCUUCCAUGGGAAGUUCUCAGAAUCAGGGAUCAGAGAGGGUUGAAGCAUCCACCUUGUUAAUCAGCCCAAUUCAACCAACUAGUGCUGCCUGAGGCUGCCAUUCCUGUCUGUCCUUCUGUCCAGUUUGUCCUGGUGGGCCCAGUUUGGUAUGUGUGCCUUGUCCAAGAGCAUAUAUGUGUGUUCCUCUUUCUCUGUGGGGCCCUUUAUCUUAGUGGGGCCACAGGCUAAGGAAAUUGAAGAGGUUUGGGACUUGACCUUGGCCCUGAAGAUUUUGGAUUGGCAGCAGAGAGGAGGAGUGGGGGAGAUGUUUCAGUGUGGGAGAAGUAAUAUGAGCAAAUGGGUAGGGAAUUGGGGGGCACGUUUAGUAAACUGGGGAUAUGGUGAAUAGACCAGUCUGGUUGGAGCAAGGCUGGUUUCAGUAGGGAAGUGAUGAGACACAAGCUAGGGAGGUAGAUUGGGACCACAAUCAUACGGGGUGUUUCACAGCUUAGAGUUUGUUCUUGAUUUGGUAGGUACUGGGGAGCCUUUCAUGGUUCUUGGUCUGGGAACUUAUGUAAUUAGAGCUAUACCUUAAGAGGAUAAAUCAGAUUGUGGUGUGCAGGAUGGAUUAAAGGAGGUGUGUGUGCUGGGAGUAGGGAUGGAGAAUGAGAAGAGAAGUCUAGAGAAGGCAUUCCCAACCACUUUGCUCAUGACAUCAAUACCAGCAUUGUGAUGUCAUUGGCGUAGCGUUCCAAACACCAGGGCUGAUGUGGUCCCCUUCCUCUGCUCCCCAAAGCCCUGUAGUACAGAAUCCUGGGGAGGGGCCCUGCCCACGGCCUUCUCUGGAACAUUGGGAGUUGAUUGGCAAGGUAAAUCCCCAAUCCCUGCUCCCUGGGGCUUGGAGGUACCUCCAGGGAUUCUCUUGAGGGUCUGACUUUUUUCUUUGAAGGUGAUUCUCACACAGAAGGGUAGUGGUGGCAUACAGAGAACAUUUAGAAAGAAAGAAGGGAACAUUGGAAGCCACUUCUCCGCUCUGUUCCCUGGUGCUGAGCAAAUUCACAUCUAUUUAUUGGGAAGGCAGGGCUGAAUCUCCCCAUUUCUCAGAGAGAGAAUCCAAGAUCUUGAGAAGGGCCAUGAUACAGGCAAAGCCUCCGAAUGUGUCAGGCAGAGCUGGAACUACAUCCCAGACCUCCCCAGUCCCAUGACCUGGUCUCUUGUUUCUCUUGUCUCGGGUUCAAUUUUAGAGCUAAAUAUAGGACUCUAAUGGGUUGGGGAGAGAUUCACUGGGGGUCCUACCUUCAUGAAUUGAUCCUGGGUUGGGAGCUUAUUGAGGAGAAGAACUCAAGGGGCUGCUUAAUAUAGUGGGAAGAACACUAGGUUUGGAGUCAGGGAACUUGGGUUUGAAUCCUAGCCUUGCUAUUUUGAUCUUAGACAAGUUGUUAGACUUAAGCUCUCUGGGCCUCUAUGGCUUUAUCUUUAAAAUGAGGGGGUUGGAUUUUAUGCUUUCUAGCCCCCCCCAAUACUUCUAAAUCCUGUAGGCCUCUGAAGUAAUGAUACUAGGGUUGCAGAUGGGACUUGGUGCUGUGGUUUCACUUGGGUGAUGGGUAGGAAGAAGAGUACCAGAAGAGUUACUCUCCCUCCGCUCGUCCCUCCCAGAAAUGAGUCUGUAAGCAUGGGGAAGAGAAAGGGUGUGAUCUCACCAAAUUGUCCAGGGAGGAAUCCUUCUAAGUCUGAUGUUCACCCUUUUUCUGCAGUUCCACCAAUGAGGCUCAACUUGCAGGAGGAGACCCACCCCACUGCCAGACCCUGACACCAGGAACUCCCCUGGAUGGUCCAGGACUGACACCCCAUCCCUGCCCCCUUUUCCCCAUCUACUCUGACUGGCCUUCUGCCUGGGAGCUCCUGCAGCUGGUGCGAAGAGCUUCGUGGAGGGAGGUGGGUACCCUCUGGCACUGACGUCCGAGGAGGAGGGGAAAAGACCAAGGAAGACAGAAAAGAUCAAAGAGUAGCAGGCUUCCAGACCAUGCAUCUGCCUUGAGGCUGCCUCCGUAUUCUCUCGGUGUCCGUGUCAUCCCCGGCCAUCAGGGGCGGGAGCCCAUCACUGGGCCCAGGGUUGGUUGGGAAGCUCCCCUGACGGGGCUCAGUCGCCAUCCCGGCCCUGGCCCCAACCAUGUCUAGUCUUGUCGGCAGCCCACAGCCCGAUAGUGGCGGCAGCGGCAGCAGUAAGUCAGGCGCUGUAGAGAAGUGCAGCUCAGAUGAGGCCCUUCCCCCUGCCAACCCAGAGCGACGGAACAAGAGUGGCAUCAUCAGUGAGCCCCUCAACAAGAGCCUGCGGAAGUCUCGGCCUCUGUCCCACUAUUCCUCCUUCAGCGGCAGCAGCUCAGCGGGUGAGCUGGUGGACAAGGCGGCUGCCGCCUCUGGGCUGGCCAACGGGCACGACCCGCCCAUGGACAAAACCAACCCUACCUCAAAGCACAAAAGCGGUGCCGUGGCCAGCCUGCUCAGCAAGGCGGAGCGGGCCGCAGAGCUCUCCGCCGAAGGACAGCUGACGCUGCAGCAGUUCGCCCAGUCCACUGAGAUGCUGAAACGUGUGGUUCAGGAACACCUUCCCCUGAUGAGCGAGGCUGGGGCUGGGCUCCCAGACAUGGAGGCCGUGUCAGGCACCGAGGCCCUCAACGGUCCUUCCGACUUCCCCUACCUAGGCGCCUUCCCCAUCAAUCCGGGCCUCUUUAUCAUGACGCCUGCGGGCGUGUUCCUGGCCGAGAGCGCCUUGCACAUGGCAGGCCUUGCGGAGUAUCCUAUGCAGAGUGAGCUGGCUUCUGCCAUCAGCUCGGGCAAGAAGAAACGGAAACGUUGCGGCAUGUGCCCGCCCUGCCGACGGCGGAUAAACUGCGAGCAGUGUAGCAGUUGUCGCAACCGAAAAACUGGCCACCAGAUUUGCAAAUUCAGAAAAUGUGAGGAGCUCAAAAAGAAGCCUUCUGCUGCUCUGGAGAAGGUGAUGCUUCCAACGGGAGCCGCCUUCCGAUGGUUUCAGUGACGAGUGGAGCCCCGGAGCUGCCAUCUCGUGCAAGCCCUUGCUUGUGUUAUCUCAAGUAGGGGAUUCGGGCGAAGACGAAUGGAUGCACCUAUGUCUUUUAGAACCAAAAAUAUUCUCUCGCAGAUUUCAUUCCUGUUUUUAUAUAUAUAUUUUUUGUUGUCGUUUUAACAUCUCCACGUUCUAGUAUAAAAAAAAUCAAGAAACAAAAACAUUUAACUGCUUUGCAGAAGAAGACAAAAAAGCAAAACGAGUCUGUAAAGUGUGGAGGCUUAAUAGCAAAGAUGGACAAUCAGUCCCCUUCGUGUGUUGCUGUUUCUGUUGUUUGUGUGGAAGAUGCCGUUUCUGUGUAGAGAAUGUACAUUUUCAGUAACCUUUGGAAAUCUAGUUACUAAUAAGCACUACUGUAAUCUAGCACAGUUGUUUAACUCCACCUCGUUUAAACUUUGUUUGAUCAUAAAAUAGUGCAUAGUUUUCCUAGAGUACGCCACUUCAUGUUUAUAAUGAGAAUAUGUUUAUAGCGAUAUAGAGUCCCCACCCCGGAACCAUCCACAUCUGCAACUUACCAGCCAGGAGCAAAGCUUCAGAGGUGGGCGCCCCCCAAGCAGACCGCGUCGAACCCCGGUGGUCCUUCAAAAGAAAAUUAAACAUGGUGACGAGACGACUCAAAAAGUUCUGUUAUCUAAUGUACAUGGAUCCAGGGCUCCAACAUACAAAGGUGCCCCAAUCCCAGUUUUACUUAGAAAGAAAAAAAAUCAUUUUUCUAAUCUUGCUGAGGUUAAAGACAGAACUGACCCAGGGCAGGCUGAGGAUUCCCGCCCCCCCCACCUACAUCACCACCCCCAGGCCCUGGUCUCUUACUGCUGAUGGACACGCUGUUUGUAUUGUUUUAGCGAACCAGGCUGUUUUGUGAAUAAAAUGAAUGCAUGUUUUGUGUCUCAGUUCA